UAUGAUGGCUAGAAGACCAGCAAACGGGCAAUGCACACUGGCACUGGCAACAACGGGAGACAGCAGCGCAGGCGCAGCAGCCAGCAGAGCGGAGGAGGGUUGCCGCGGAGAAAAGAAAUCGGGAAAUCCCCAUCCAGCUCCGCGGUGAGAGAGAUAGAGAGAGGCGCGGAGGCGAUGCUAGCUCCCGCGCUGAGCCCCCCCAAAAGAUUUGGCGACGCGUCGCCCACCCCAAACGGGAACCUCCCCCCCUCACUGAACCCCCCUGCAAUCCCCAAAUCCCCGAAAGCCCUAGGGCGUGCAGCGCUGGAGGAGCGGCACCCGAAACCCUACCCGCCGGCCAUGGUGAUCGCCGUGGAGGGGAGCUUCGUGCACCAGGACGAGGGGGAGGACGGGGACCACCCCAUGCGCUACCUCCCCCUCGGCCGCGUCUACUCCUCCACCGCCCCCUGCCCGCCCCCCAAGAAGCCCCGCAGCUCCGCCUCCGCCGCCGCGGGCGGCAAGCCGCCCGUGAUCGUCUACUACCGCCGUCGCCGCAAGAAGCCGCGGCUCGAGGAGCCACGGCCGUCCUCGCCCGCCACUGCGCCGCGGCAGCCGGAGGAGGAGGAGGAGGAGGAGGAGGAGGAGGCGCUGGGCAGGGGCUCGCGGCGGAAGCGCCCGCUCAAGCACGAGCUGCUCAGCCUGGGGUCCGCCCCGCCUGCAUUGGGCGCGGAUAGAGACGGGGAGGAGCUGCUGGGGCGACGGCAGCCGAGGCGCAGAGGGGGAGUGCAGAAGGAGAGCACUUCGGCGCCCCGGAGGCGACGGCGCCGCAGCAGCCAGCUGGAGGCCGCCUCUCCAUCUGAGAAGAGAUGGGUAGAGUUGGAAAUUCAGGGUGCCGAUCCGCAGGCGUUUGUCGGUUUAGUGUGCAAGGUUUUCUGGCCCCUAGAUGAUGAUUGGUACAAGGGUUCCAUCACGGCCUACACGGAACUAACCAAGAAGCAUUCUGUGAAGUAUGAUGAUGGUGAAGCAGAAGACCUUACCCUAGCUAAUGAAAGGAUACAGUUUUCCAUUUCAUCCGAGGAAAUGAAGAGCCUGAACCUGAAAUUUGGAACAUCUAACCUGGAUAAGAAGGGAUACGAUGAGCUGCUUGCACUUGCUGUCAGCUUUCAUGACUACCAAGGUCUUGAUCCAGAUGAUCUAGUGUGGGCUAAAAUAACAGGUCAUGCAAUGUGGCCAGCUGUUAUAGUGGACGAGUCAAAUGUUCAUGCUAGCCGGGCCCUCAAGCCAAUUCGGUUAGAUCAAUCAAUACUUGUUCAAUUCUUUGGCACCCAUGAUUUUGCAAGGAUUAAGUUGAAGCAGGCGGUGCCCUUUCUGAAUGGCCUUCUUUCUUCCUUGCAUCUCAAAUGCAAGCAAGCACGCUUCUCCCGAGGCUUAGAAGAAGCCAAGGAGUUUCUCCUCACCCAACAGCUUCCAGAAAAUAUGUUGCAACUUCGGAAAUCCAUUGAAAAUGAUGGUUCUGAUGUUAAUGGCCAAGAUGACGCGAUAGGCUCUUGUGAUAAUUUAUCAGAAGAAAGAGCAGAAGAAAAUGGAGAGGAUGCUGAAAUGACUCAAAUAGAACUAGGGAAUCUUCGUGUGAGCAACCUAGGCAGGAUAGUAUCUGAUUCAGACCAUUUCCAUAACAAAAUGCACAUAUGGCCUGAAGGGUAUACUGCUUUCAGGAAGUUCGCAUCAGUAAAAGAUCCACACCUAGUAACAUCUUACAAAAUGGAAGUACUGAGGAAUUCAGAUAUAAAAGCACGACCGUUGUUUAGGGUGAUCUCUGAAGAUGGAUUGCAGAUUGAUGGCUCUACGCCUAAUGCAUGCUGGAAGGAGAUAUACUGCAGGAUAAAACAAAAACAGUGCAAUGUUGCCUCGGAACUGGAAGGAAAUGUUUGUCAGAGAUCUGGUUCAGACAUGUUUGGCUUUUCAAACCCACAAAUUAGGCAGCUUAUUCAGGAGUUGCCAAAUGCAAGGUCGUGUUUGAAGUAUUUUGAAAAUGGUGGGGAUACCCUCCGUGGUUACAGAGCUGUUCAUGUUAAUUGGAAAGAUCUAGACUUUUGCAGUGUAUGUGAUAUGGAUGAGGAGUAUGAAGACAAUUUGUUCUUGCAAUGUGACAAGUGCCGUAUGAUGGUUCAUGCUCGGUGCUAUGGCGAACUAGAACCAUUGAAUGGAGUACUUUGGUUGUGCAACCUGUGCCGACCUGGGGCACCUCGCGUGUCCCCACGAUGCUGCCUAUGUCCUGUCACAGGGGGUGCAAUGAAACCUACAACAGAUGGCCGUUGGGCUCAUCUAGCAUGUGCAAUAUGGAUUCCUGAAACUUGCUUAAAAGAUGUAAAGAGAAUGGAACCCAUUGAUGGAUUGAGCAAAAUCAACAAGGUUUUCACCCCUUUCUCUCUUGAUUUCGGUGACUGUUUUUGGAGCAUUUUUGUAGAAACAUUUUCAGUUUUAAGUUAUCUCCAGGACCGCUGGAAACUUCUAUGCAGCAUCUGUACAGUUGCUUAUGGAGCUUGCAUACAGUGCUCACAUCCUACUUGUCGAGUUGCAUAUCACCCGCUCUGUGCACGUGCUGCUGAUCUAUGUGUUGAGCUUGAAGAUGAUGAUAAAAUCCAUCUCAUGUUACUUGAGGAGGAUGAGGGCCCAUGUAUUCGUCUACUCUCGUAUUGCAAGAAGCACAGACAACCAUCUACUGAACGUCCAUCUCUUGAAAGUAAUCUUGGUAACCCUGCUCAGUUAGUUCAGACAGACGCGGCUUCAUCAUCUGGUUGUGCAAGGACUGAGCCCUAUAAUUUUCACCGGAGAAGAGGCCAACAACAACCUCAAGUUACAGCUACUGCUUCUGUAAAGCGUUUGUAUGUGGAGAACAUGCCUUAUAUUGUUAGUGGCUACUGCCAAAAUAAAGUAGGCUGUGAUACUAGCUGUGAACCAAUUCAAUCAGUCGCCUUGUUGGAUGCUGCAUCACAAGAAGCUUCUGUCAAUGUGUCUUCUAUGGCUGAAAAAUAUAAAAGCAUGAAGGCCACAUUCAGGAAGAGACUAGCUUUUGGAAAAUCAAGAAUUCAUGGGUUUGGUGUUUUUGCAAAGGUUGCACACAAGGCAGGAGACAUGAUGAUCGAAUACAUAGGGGAGCUUGUUAGGCCACCGAUAUCAGACCUUAGAGAGCGGCGUAUAUACAAUUCUUUGGUGGGUGCUGGGACAUACAUGUUCAGGAUAGAUGAUGAGCGUGUUAUUGACGCUACACGAGCAGGAAGCAUAGCCCAUUUGAUCAAUCACUCAUGCGAGCCUAAUUGUUAUUCGCGUGUGAUAAGUGUUCUUGGGGAUGAGCAUAUCAUCAUUUUUGCAAAGCGGGACAUAGACCCAUGGGAAGAGUUGACCUAUGAUUAUAGGUUUGUUUCGAAUGAACAACGGCUUCCUUGUUAUUGUGGAUUUCCAAAAUGCCGGGGAGUUGUUAAUGAUGUUGAAGCAGAGGUCCAAUCAACCAAAAUAAGAGUCACCAGGAGUGAAUUAUUUCAGCAGAAAGACUAAUGGUCAGUCCUUCCUAUGCAAGUAGUGAGUAUCUGGAAAUGCCCAAGGCUUGGAUUUACCGAAUUGAGGAACUGCGGUGCUGCCUGAGAACUGUGGUGCUGCCAGUGCUUGCUGUGAUAUUCUCAAAUUGACCGGCUUUAUGAUUCUAGGAAUGCUAACGAUUCAUUCUCACAUUGUUUUAGAUGGAAUGCCAGUGUAGUGUAUAGAUACUCAGAAGUAGGUUGGGCAAUCCAACAUGCAUGAUUGCCUACCAUAACUGAAAUUGAUGAUCAUGUAGGGCAUCAAAAUUCAAAAAUAUUCAGAGUUUACAUGUAAUUCGGCCAUUCACUGUUUCCAGUGUGCCCUGCCAUAGGCACAGCCCAUUUGAUGUUUAAGAAGUCAUGAUGUUAAGUGGUGACUGAAAGACUUUCUAAUGCUAAUUGUUAUCAGUUGUAAACCA
Molecule: messenger RNA, 3973 nt
Organism: Triticum aestivum (bread wheat)
Lineage: Eukaryota; Viridiplantae; Streptophyta; Magnoliopsida; Poales; Poaceae
Product: histone-lysine N-methyltransferase TRX1
Exons: 24
Coding region: 31-3534 (1167 amino acids)
Biological process (GO): regulation of transcription by RNA polymerase II
Cellular component (GO): chromatin; nucleus
Molecular function (GO): protein binding
Source: RefSeq, a predicted model, not a curated record